CGUCGCUUUGUGAUUCGCUGAAUAAAACCGAAGACGACUCUGUCAACACGAGUCGAGAGCAGCAGUUUUCUGUCUUGUGUCUUUUUUUCCCUCCUCUGUUCCUUAUCUUUCCCCCCUUUCAGGAGAACAUCAUGCAGCGAUAGCAGAGAAAACUAUCUCUCCCCUGCGCGUCAGAACCCGCCCGACGCCCAGCUCUCCUCCUCCGGGUCUCUUCCUGCCCGCUUCUCCCUCGCCGGCUUCUUAAGUGUCGGGGAUUCACCGGGAAGGUCCUACAGAGAUGUCCAGCAAUGGUGGCUCUAUCGUCGGCCUCUUGUCUUACGAGACGCUGGUUCAUGCGGUGGCAGGCGCAAUGGGGAGUGUGACAGCCAUGACAGUCUUCUUCCCUCUGGACACGGCUAAAAGCAGGUUGCAGGUGGACGACAAACGGAAGUCUCAGACCACUCCUGUCAUUUUGGCUGAAAUUGCAAAAGAAGAGGGCUUUUUGGCUCUGUACAGAGGCUGGUUCCCAGUCAUCUCCAGCCUUUGCUGCUCCAACUUUGUCUACUUCUACACCUUCAAUGCGCUGAAGAAGCUGGCUGCGUCCGGACCGGGAAAGCCCAGGCCUGGUAAAGACCUGCUGAUGGGGACGGUAGCAGGCGUGGUGAAUGUGAUCCUCACCACUCCCAUGUGGGUGGUCAACACCCGACUCAAGCUGCAGGGCGUGAGGUUCAGAAACGAAGACCUCCACCAAACCCAGUACAGAGGCAUAUUUGAUGCGUUCUCGCAGAUCAUCGCCGACGAGGGCGUGCGGACCCUGUGGAACGGCGUUCUGCCCUCCCUCGUCCUCGUCCUCAACCCGGCCGUGCAGUUCAUGAUUUACGAAGCCAUGAAGAGGAAGGCGGGCAAAGGAGGCACGAAGAUUUCCUCAGCAAAGAUCUUUCUCAUUGGAGCAAUUGCCAAGGCCAUCGCCACCACAGCCACAUACCCCCUCCAAACCAUCCAGGCCAUCCUGAGGUUUGGUCAGUAUAAAGGCGACGGCAAAGGAGGCCUGAUGGGGGGCGUCUCCAACAUUUUUUGCCUCUUCAUGGACCGGAUCAAGAAGCACGGCUUUCUUGGUUUGUACAAAGGCUUGGAGGCCAAGCUGCUGCAGACGGUGCUGACGGCCGCCCUCAUGUUUGUCGUGUACGAGAAGAUCACCGCCGCCACCUUCAGAGUCAUGGGCCUGAACAAAAAGCUGAAGCACUGAGAGCUCCCCGCUCAUGCAGAUUUGAUCAGCGCCGGCUACUAACUCAGAUUAACACUCGGAAGCGUUUUAUCGUCUCACGCUAUUAGAGUUGGGCUUGAUGCCUGUAAGGCCACUGAUUUCUGGAUUUGCAUAAAAUAUUUAUCCAGACCACUGAUGGGUUUAAAACUCACGACAGCCUCUGGACUUUAACGUUAUGACAUCUUCCAUCUAUGCAGACAGAUUAGUUUUUAUUUUACUUCCACAUUAGAGCCUUCUUAAACAUCUGCUGUAUUGCUUUGUUUUUUUUUUUUUAGCACAGUGGGGUAUUAAAUUAAUUAAAAGAUGAGCGAGAUUUGUACUUAAUGAAAGUUUACAAACCUGCCUCGAUGGGGCAAAAAAAAAAGCUUACAGAGGCUCAAACUUUUACUGGUCAGCACAAAUUCUGUUGAUCUGAAAAGAUACUGUACUGAGAUGUGCUGUAGUUUAAGAGCCUAGUAAUUAUUUGUAGUCUUAGUUUUAGGCACUGGUUCUUCGCUUAUGUUGGACUUUAAACUGUGAAACUAUCCAGUUUACAUUUCCUACUGUAGAUUGUGAAUGUUCCUGUCAUAAAUAAGCAAAAUUAAGAAAGUCAUCAUUCCAAUGAUCAUUCCCAGAUCAGCGAUUAUGACAGAAAUCACUUCCUUUUUAACAAUAACAGUGCGGGCAUUUCCGUGUGAUAUUAUCAGAGCUAAUUGUUUUACUGUUAAUGAUACUUAAGUGCCUCAGGACUAAAAUCACGUCAGGCGGAGGCUUGUAAUUUUCCACAUGCUCUCUUGAGCGUCACGUCUUCCAAUAUUUAAGGUUUCUAGAUGCUGCAGUCGAUUGUAUAUCGCAAAACGUUGUCUUUCUUUUUUAUUUGGUAACUGAAAGCUUAAGCUGCCUCUGAAUGUAACACCUCCUGAGCUGAUCUGUGCGUUGUGCUGCUUCUUGACUUCUCUGCACUGAAGUGAAGCGGUUGCAAGAUUACGCCACAAGUGUCAGUUAUUGUCUUAUUUAUUUAAUUAAAAAUAAUAUAACACUUGGGUUUACAUGA
Messenger RNA from Fundulus heteroclitus (mummichog), 2276 nucleotides. It is a transcript of the gene slc25a17l, whose product is annotated as peroxisomal membrane protein PMP34. The coding region runs from base 278 to 1225 and encodes 315 amino acids. NCBI's taxonomy places the organism in Eukaryota, Metazoa, Chordata, Actinopteri, Cyprinodontiformes, Fundulidae. Gene Ontology annotation, molecular function: ADP transmembrane transporter activity; ATP transmembrane transporter activity; FAD transmembrane transporter activity. The record is from RefSeq and is a predicted model, not a curated record. The transcript is spliced from 9 exons. Gene Ontology annotation, cellular component: peroxisomal membrane.